Molecule: messenger RNA, 2385 nt
Organism: Aedes albopictus (Asian tiger mosquito)
Lineage: Eukaryota; Metazoa; Arthropoda; Insecta; Diptera; Culicidae
Exons: 1
Coding region: 194-1843 (549 amino acids)
Source: RefSeq, a predicted model, not a curated record
AACUGUUGUCAAAGAUUCAGUCUUGUCAUUCUGGUUUUCUCCUGUUGGCGGCGACAGCAGCAGCGCAUCCGUUUUCCGCGAUUUCCGAAAGAUUUUCAAAGUGUUAAAAUGGCUGGCAAAAGAACCCUCGACGCAUAUUUCAUAAAACCGAAUAAAAGUAAGUGAGCUAUUUUAAAGGUAAACGCAUUUUUUAAUGCUCAAAGUUAUUUUAGGAGAUGAGACGGAAGAAUCUUUGAACCAUCCAAAUAUGGCUUCCACCUUCACGGGGCCAGCAGCAUCGGCGAGCGCUGAAAACCCGAUCAAUUUGAUGGGCCCGGCUCCGUCAUCAUCACCAUCCAAACGAAAGAGAUCGGUAAAGGAGAACAAAAAACCUGUUUUGCAAAAGUACAAGGAAGAGUGGGCUGCUGUCGGUGAUUUUAAGUGUUUUUCCAAGUACGAAAAUGAUCCGUUUUACGCUUGGUGCAAAAUUUGCUUGGACAGACUGAAUAUCAGCCGGGGAGGAAAAUCCAAUCUUACAACCCACCUUCAAACGAAGCGUCAUCAGGAAGCGGCUACGAAAAUUUUGACGGAAGAGAAAGAAAACAUGAGCCAGUAUACAUACCCGGAGAAACUGAUGGAGGCGGAAAUCAAGCUCUGCGCGUGGGCGGUGGAAAACAACGUUUCGUUUGCGGCGGUUGAUAGUUUGGUGUCCGUUCUGAAGACUAUGGAUCCUGAUUCUGCUGUUUUCUCCAAGCUCAAGCUGGGACGGACCAAGGCUGGGGCAGUUGUGGAUGGCGUACUAGCACCCGUGCAACAUGACGAACUCGUUGGGAAGAUGCGGAAACAGAACUUUUCAUUGAUGAUCGACGAAUCCACCGAUAUCAGUACCGCGAAGACCUUGGCGAUGGUGGUAAGACUACUGGAAGACGACACGGAUAAAUUUCAGGUUUGUGAUACAGUAUAUACGAUCGUGGAGUUGAAGGCUUGUGAUCAUCGAUCAAUUUACAAUGCUAUAAUCGAUGAAUUCAAAAAAGAUAAUAUUGAUUACAAAAAGCGGCUGAAGGGGUUCGCCUCGGACGGGGCAUCUGUUAUGAUGGGUUCCCAAAAUUCAGUGAUGAAGCUUUUGAAGAACGACUGCCCAGAUCUUAUCGUUGUAAAAUGUACGUGUCAUUCUCUAGCGCUCUGUGCAAGCUAUGCUUGUGAAGCUUUACCUCCAUAUGUAGAACAGUUGUUGCGGGACAUUUACAGUUAUUUGUCCCACAGCCCCAAACGUUCCGCUGAAUUCAAAACUAUUCAAGAGAUCCUAGAACUGGAUCCGCUUAAAAUGUUGCAUCCUUCUCAAACGCGAUGGCUAUCUCUAGAAGCGGUGGUCAGUCGCAACUUAGAGCGAUUAUCGGAGUUGAAAUUGUUCUUUUCAUUCCAACAAAAUUAUGAUCAGAACCAAACUGCCAGGAGAAUUUUGACGCACUUGAACGAUCCCAUGACAAAGCCUAUCCUUGAAUUUCUUAAUUACGUUCUUCCAUUAGUAAACAGGUUGAACAGGAAAUUUCAGUCAGAAGCUUCAGAGUACAUCGGAAUUUAUGGAGAAAUGAAAGCAUUUUAUCUGCUACUCCUGAACAAUCUUUGCGGUGAUAAGUAUAUUAAAAAUUUGAGGAAUAUUAAUGCGCCUGAUUUUGAAGAAAACAUUCUACCACUGCAUAGCAUUUACGUUGGUUUGGCAGCAGAGGAAUCUAUCAAAACAGGGGGAAUGGAUGAACAACGAAAAAAAACAUUCAAAGAAAUUUGCCGCAAUUUUUAUGUUGAGUUGGUCAAGCAGGUGAAGAAACGAUUCAAUUUCAACGAACCUACGUUCAAGAUUCGAUGAUGAACCCGUUAAAUUUAGAAAACCUCCCAGAUUUAAGUGAAGUAUUGACACAUUUUCCCAGCUUCUACGAUGAAAUGGACAAGCAAAGGCUUGAAAAUGAAUUCCGCGAACUAAAAAUGAAAAUUAUAUGCAAGGAAAUAAAAGUUGAUGCGUCUCUCGGAAUCGAGGAAUGCUGGAAUAUGCUAUUAAACGUGGUUAGGGCAAAUGGAAAAUUAGCUUUCCCAAUGCUACGACAGUUCGUUUUCAAUUUUCUGAUCUUGCCACACUCGUCCGCAGCAGUUGAACGCGUUUUUUCACAAUACAAUUUGAACAAAACGAAGGUACGAAACCGUCUUUCGACUGAAACUUUGGAUGCAAUUCUCAAGAGUAAGUCUUUCGUUAAAUCUCGUGGUGGAAGCUCAUCAGUUGAGCUCAAUCAGGAAAUCAUAUUAAAAUUUUGUAAGAGUAUGUACAAGCACCAUAAUAAGGCUGUAGCGUAAAGUGAUUCAUUAUAAAAAGCUGCCCAGUGCUCCCCAACUAGAUGUUAUUACCAAUGUUGUUAA